UAAAAAUUUAAAGGAAAAAACAGUACAGAAAGAUAUAAUAAAAGCCUACUUCCCCCUUAGUCUCUCAAAUACAACUGUUGAUUUUGUGCACGCUUCAAGGACCACGUAUCCUUAGAGACUGUCACAGACACGUACAUUCCAUUGCUUACCUCCGUUCCCUAAAGGGUGCACUGCAAAUACCAAUCCGCACCUCAGUUUCUCUCUCACACCCUUUGCAUGCCUGUAGCUUCACUUCACCACUGAUGGUGUCAUUGUACAAUCCCACAGCCAUAAUCAUGUUUGAUGCUUCCCUGUUCAGUGAUAAAUGACAGACAUCUUUCAAAAAACUAUCUUCUUGUAGUUUCUUUAAGGUAAUUUCCCAACAGCCAAAAUGUGGGGUUGGGAGCACGUGAUUCUUAAAAACCCUCACUUUUCCCCUCUGGCUGUGGGGAGGAAACGAAUUAAUAGUUAGAUUUUGGUGCUCCUACUUCCCUUUUUUGACUGAAGAUGCACUUGUGUUUUAGAAGAGCAGUUUCCCAGAUACUCUCACUGGAGCUGGUGAGAGCUGUGCACUGGCCACUGUGAGAGCAAGAGCCAGCUGCUACCUGUGAGGAAAUGCCUCCGUCAGUCUCGCCCUGGGUGGUCUUCACGCUGCUGUGGCUGACUCUACCGGUUGUGACUCCUGUCAGUAGACAAUAUGAAACUGUACCCAAAUCUGUGAUUUCUCUUGAGCCUUCAUGGACCACUUUCUUUCAAGGAGAGACAGUGACUCUGACUUGCUAUGGAUUUGGCUUCAACUUACCCCAGAAAACAAAAUGGUACUGGAAUAGCAAAAUAGUAGAAGAAAUCCAAGGACACACCUUCAAAGUCCGCGUGUCUGGAGUGCACCAGUGCCAAGCUGACAACUUUCAUAUAAGCAUCCCUGUGCACGUGCGCUUUUCCAAAGAUCCAUUGGUGCUUCGAGGCCCACCUGCUGUGUUUGAGGGAGACUCUGUGGUUCUGAGGUGCGAUGCAAAGAAAAGUACAUCACAAAAGAUCCCGACAUUUUACAAGAAUGCAGUCCCUCUGCAAUCAUCUGGUCGAAGUUCUGAGCUCGUUAUUCAGCAUGCAGAUCAGAGGGCCAACGGUCAAUACCACUGCACUAAGGAGAGGUUUUGGUCCAAAAUUUCUUCCAAUACAGUCAGAGUCCAAGUCCAAGAAUUAUUCCCACGUCCUGUGCUGAUGAUCAGACCGUCUGAACUCAUAGAUGGAAGCCCAGUGACACUGGCCUGUCAGACUCAGCUCCCUGCACAGAAGUCAAAUGUCCAGCUCCAGUUCUGUUUCUUCAGAAACCUCCAGGCUCUGGGGUCAGGCUGUCGCAGCUCCUCAGAGUUUCACAUCCCUGAAAUAUGGACUGAAGAUGCAAUGUGGUACCAGUGCACUGCAGAAACAACAGAUGCCCAAGUAAGCAAACGAAGCCUGCCAAUCAGAAUUACUGUACAGAGGGCUUUUGCAGACUUCCAAAUACACAUCGUCCCAGCCUCAAGGUUAGUGUUUGAAGGGCAGUUGCUGUUAUUCAACUGCUCAGUAAAAGGGGUCCCAGGGCCCAUCACACUUUCCUGGUACAAAAGAGACAAGCUGAAUAAGGAAACAAAGAUCACUAAGUCCUCAGAGGCAGAAUUCAAGAUCUCCAGGGUAAACAGCAGUGACGCGGGGGAUUAUUACUGUGAAGCCAACAACAGUCGCCGAAGCUUUGUCAGCAAGGCAGUCACCAUCACCGUAAAAGUUCCAGUGGCCCGCCCUGUCCUCACACUCGGGGUCCCUGGAGCCCAGACUGUGGUGGGGGACAUGCUAGAGCUUCACUGUGAGGCUCUGCGAGCCUCUCCUCCAAUCCUGUACCACUUUUAUCACCAAAAUGUCACUCUGGGGAUCAGCUCGGCCCUUUCUGGAGGAAGAGGGUCCUUCAACUUUUCUGUGACUGCAGAACAUUCUGGAAACUUCUUCUGUGAGGCUGACAAUGGUCAGGGGCCCCAGCGCAGUGAUACUCUGACUCUGAGUGUUAUAGACACAACCAAGAACAGAAGAGUUCCUGUGGCUGCUGGAGUCGCCGGGGGACUGCUCGCCGUGGCUGGCACGGCUGCUGGUGUGCUGCUUUAUUGCUGGUUCUCUAGAAGAGCAGGGGGAAAGUCUGCCUCUGGUGACUCCAGGAACCCUUCAUAUUCAGAAUCCCAGGAGCCCACCUAUUACAACAUACCAGCCUGUACAGAACUGCAUCCAGUAUACAGCAAUGGUGAGGACAAGGGCUGUCCAGUCUCUGGUUUGGCAGAAAUCACAGGAUACAUGUUAGAACAGGCUCAGGAAGAUGGUAAAGCCUCGAGGGCUAUAAUCCUUCCAUAGAGCAAACUGG
Molecule: messenger RNA, 2365 nt
Organism: Microtus ochrogaster (prairie vole)
Lineage: Eukaryota; Metazoa; Chordata; Mammalia; Rodentia; Cricetidae
Product: Fc receptor-like protein 5
Biological process (GO): cell surface receptor signaling pathway; immune response
Cellular component (GO): external side of plasma membrane
Molecular function (GO): transmembrane signaling receptor activity
Source: RefSeq, a predicted model, not a curated record